AUGUUCGCCGCCAAUACUAUUCAUGCAAGGACUAGAGCCGAUUGGCUCACUUUUGCGAACGAGGCUCACUUUUUGACCGCCUUCCAUCUCGUCCUCGAGGGUCUGGAAAGGGCCAAGCACAUUAGUUCUGCUGGCGCGGCCGCAACUUCCCCCGUUCACUUCUUCGGUAAGACCUCCGGCUUUUGCUUGAGUAUGGCCCACACACCCAAUUUGCGCGAUGUUAUGUGGGCUUCCUUGAUAUCUCAGCUGGGAAGUGACCACGUCCUCAAAUGCAAUGCCCUUGCCGCCGCCGUCCAGGAAAUCGACCAUACGUCUGACAGUCACGUCGAGACUUACGCCGUUAUGCGGGCAUUUUGCCAGUCCAAGGCCCACGAGGUUCUUACCUCCCCCGUUGCCGUCUUGGCUUCGCUUGAUGCCGCUCCCCUUUCGCCACACAAGCCAAUGUCCAUUCCGGAUCUGCGCGCUGCGGUUUUGUGCUUGCACGCCUGGCAAAGGUAUGCAGACCGAAAUGCUAUUGCUUCAGUGCUUUUAAAAGCAAUUCGCGUGCCGCAGCUCGCGGAUGAUGCCUCAGAGACACUGGCCGAAAUGGUUGGCUAUAGCGGCUCCAAUAUGCAGUUGCUCAUGGGGACCUGCGAUGGCCUACUGUCUACUUUUCAACAUGUACGCGGGUGUUCUGGCCAAUCCACUGUGCAUCACGCAAUUGCCGAAGUUGUUAGCUCGCUUUCCGAUGGCAAUGCGGAUGAACUCCUCGAGCAGGUGAACACGAACAGCGUUUUGAUAGUGGAAAAGGCUACACAACUGUUGACUUUGUGCCUGGAGUUGAGAGACGAUGCAUCGUUCUUUGCGUCUGUCCAAGGUUGGACAAGCUGGAUCACGGCUGCUAACCUCGUGGAGCAAAACCAGGCACGGUUAGUAUUGGAAAGAGUCGCCCAUGUCGUGCGUCUAGUCGUGCAGAGAAUCACGUCGCUGCAGUUCAUGGCCGAUCUCACGGAAUCUCACGGUCGGGGAUGUCCCGAAACAAACGAUGAGUUAGUUUGCGUCAGAGAUUUGCUGCUUGAAUCCACAAAAUGCAUUGGUAUUGGAGGAUAUGUCGAGGUCAUUAAACCGUUUUUCGAGACUGACUGGAACGUAUCGACUCGCUCCCUUUGCGCAGCUUUGUUCUCUGUGGCGGUAGCAGGCGAAAUCGAUGAAAGCGUGGGUUCGCAAAAGGAAGACAGGCAUGUCGUGCUGGGCUUGCUCGGAAGGAUAUUAGAUCUCAUUGAGACGAUCUCCGCAAACAGUCGUGAAGCAGGGAAUGGAUACGCAUCAGUCAAGAUUUUCGCGCUUUCUGCGAUGUGUUCAUUCGCUGAAUUGCUUUCCGAUCAGGGUUCGGAAGCAGAGUUUCGCCGCGCAUUACAUUGCGCCGGAACAGGGAUACUUGACCCACAGGUGAACGAGAAGUCAUCAGAGUUUCUUUAUGAGCUAGCAGAUGCGCAUCCAGAACGACUCAGGAUGUUUUUAACUGACCUCCUUUCGUCAGGAACAAGAGCUUUAUCGCAAAUGUCUGAUAAGGCAGCUCUCAAUUGUGUCAGGGGCCUAGCAAAAGUGACUUCCGCCCUUGAAACGCGAGGUGAACGGCAAAAGGCCUUGAAUAUAAUUCUCGAGGAACCAUGCAAAUAUUUAUUGUCGACACGCAAUGAACAAGAAACAUCUACGGUCGAACAAAAGGUAUGUCGUUCGCUUGGAUUAGUUGCAGCGGGUUUGCAAGAGGUGAACGAUAACGAGAUUGCGAUGAAUGUAUAUUCUCGAUUGCGAGGGACUAUUUUUGAAAUUGCAAUUUCCCGAUGUGGCAAUGAGACCGUCUCAAGGGCAAUCUGUCGUGUUCUAGAAGUUUGCGUCCUUCCAACACUUCUUGACGACGAGCAACCACGCCCAGCUGCCCUUGCUCAUAAUGAAGACACGCGUGGAAUUCCAGCUUCAUCUGUCGGUUGUGGUCGAGCAGUGUUGGCAAUGUCUUGCAUGUCUUUGGCAGCAGAAUGCUUUCGAAGGUCCGGUGAAGAUGGUGAAACAGUAUGGUUGUCGGCAGUGGCCGAGAUUGCUCCCCAUGUCGUCGAAUUCCUUGAUGGUGGUUGUGGUACCGAAGCGGAAGGUCGGGCCCUGGCCUGUUUGAGGAUGUCGUUAGAGCACUCACUUGAAGGGUUGCAGUCAUUCACAAAUGGAAAUUACGACUCUCGAAAAGAUAUGGCCGUAGAGUACUUUCGAUUUGCAACCCGUCUGUUAUCUGCAGAAUCAAGCGUGGCGGUCAUCAUUCAGAAAAGUUCGGGAAGUGCAGAUGCUGGGUUGAAAGGUCUUCAGUGUAACGAAAUCAUAGUUGUGCGAGAAGCCCUUCUGUGGUGGAAGUCAGUGUUUGGGCCAGGACAAGGAGAGGUGGCCAGGGCUAUCUUGGCUGGGGCGGGAGGUGCCGACAACAUUGCGAGAGCCUUUGUCUGCGCGGCGAGGCAUACGCGAUGUGCUGGCGCAGUCGCGGAUGCUCUUUUCGCAUUGUGUAAAUGGGUCGCUCAGGUUUCAGGCAAUAUCGAUCCUGACAACGUUUUGCGAACUUGCCUCACAGCAGCCUUUGCAGCAGAAGGUGUAGCAUCGCUCGGGCUUGAUGUGAAGGUACGGGAAACGUUGUACCGCAGCUGUAUUAGUGCGACUGGAAGUAUGCGAGAUUUCCGUCAAGCUUUACGAGAAUUUGGGCGCGUCUAUUCUCUGGCUCUCAUCUCGAAAUGAGAACAACCUUACCUUCAAUGUUAGGGCUGUCCGGAACCAGCCUGUUCAGCCAAUCUGCUUUUUGACUGCGUUUCAUAGAGAUCCAGACGAUGACCAGAAUAUCGCCGUGGUUUACCGCGGCACCAUGGUUGGACUCCCUGCACCCACAUUCUCAAUGAAUCAUCGAGGCUACAAAUAAACGGCCUGGAGAGACAUAGAGCAUACUUGUGGAAUUUACUAUGGAACCCAGGCUCGGAGAAAUGCUCGACUUGAAGGGCUAACUGAUAUUGAAAAUCUUA
Chondrus crispus (carragheen) is the source of this 3029-nucleotide messenger RNA. RefSeq lists its product as hypothetical. The transcript has 2 exons. NCBI's taxonomy places the organism in Eukaryota, Rhodophyta, Florideophyceae, Gigartinales, Gigartinaceae. Bases 1 to 2751 code for a protein of 916 amino acids. The record is from RefSeq and is a predicted model, not a curated record.